CCGCUCGCCUCCCGGCAGGUAGAGCCGGGCUCUGGGCGCGCACGGCGCUGCAGCGGCUGUCACCCCGACCUCGCCUCGGCCCAGCGCAGGGCCUCUCGCGCCUAUGGCCGGUUCCGAGCAGCAGCGGCCUCAGCGGCGGGACGACGGAGACUCGGACGCCGCGGCGGCGGCGGCGCCCCUGCAGGACGCGGAGCUGGCCCUGGCCGGCAUCAACAUGCUGCUCAACAAUGGCUUUAGGGAGUCGGACCAGCUUUUCAAACAAUACAGAAAUCAUAGCCCAUUAAUGAGUUUUGGAGCCAGCUUUGUCAGUUUCUUGAAUGCCAUGAUGACAUUUGAAGAAGAAAAAAUGCAGUUGGCAUGCGAUGACUUAAAAACUACAGAGAAGCUGUGUGAGAGUGAAGAGGCCGGAGUGAUUGAAACAAUCAAGAAUAAAAUUAAGAAGAACGUUGAUGUCCGAAAGUCCGCUCCGUCUGUGGUCGACCGGCUUCAGAGGCAGAUAAUCAUAGCUGACUGUCAGGUUUACCUGGCUGUGCUUUCAUUUGUAAAGCAGGAAUUGUCAGCCUAUAUAAAAGGUGGGUGGAUCCUUAGGAAGGCCUGGAAGAUUUACAAUAAAUGCUAUCUGGACAUCAACACCCUUCAGGAGCUGUAUCAGAAGAAGCUAACGGAAGAGUCCUUGACUUCUGAUGCUGCAAAUGAUAAUCACAUUGUGGCUGAAGGGGUGUCUGAGGAGUCUCUAAACAGACUGAAAGGUGCUGUGAGCUUUGGAUAUGGCCUUUUUCACCUUUGCAUAUCCAUGGUGCCCCCAAACCUGCUCAAAAUCAUCAACCUGCUGGGUUUUCCUGGAGACCGCCUACAGGGGCUUUCUUCACUGAUGUAUGCAAGCGAAAGUAAGGACAUGAAGGCCCCUUUAGCUACAUUGGCGCUGCUCUGGUACCAUACCGUAGUCCGCCCCUUCUUUGCCUUGGACGGCAGCGAUAACAAAGCAGGCCUGGAUGAAGCAAAGGAAAUUCUCCUCAAAAAAGAAGCUGCUUACCCCAAUUCUUCCCUCUUUAUGUUUUUCAAGGGACGGAUACAGCGAUUAGAGUGUCAAAUCAACAGUGCCUUGACGUCUUUCCACACGGCUUUGGAACUUGCCAUCGAUCAGAGAGAGAUUCAGCAUGUGUGUCUGUAUGAAAUUGGUUGGUGCAGCAUGAUAGAACUCAAUUUCAAGGAUGCAUUUGAUUCCUUUGAGAGGCUAAAAAAUGAGUCCAGGUGGUCUCAGUGCUACUAUGCCUACCUGACUGCAGUGUGUCAGGGAGCUACCGGUGACGUGGAUGGGGCACAGAUUGUCUUUAAAGAAGUUCAGAAACUCUUCAAAAGGAAAAACAAUCAGAUUGAACAGUUCUCAGUGAAAAAGGCAGAGAGAUUUCGGAAACAAACCCCAACCAAAGUGCUCUGUGUGUUGGCAUCCAUUGAAGUGCUGUACUUGUGGAAAGCUCUUCCGAACUGCUCCUUCCCCAACCUACAGAGGAUGAGUCAAGCUUGCCAUGAAGUGGACGACUCAUCUGUUGUCGGAUUAAAGUAUUUGCUUCUUGGUGCCAUUCACAAAUGUCUAGGAAACUCACAAGACGCUAUUCAGUUCUUUCAGCGAGCUGUUAAAGAUGAGUUGUGUCGUCAGACUAACUCCUAUGUCCAGCCGUAUGCCUGCUACGAACUUGGCUGUCUUCUAAUAGACAAACCAGAGACUGUUGGAAGAGGCAGAACUCUCCUUCUUCAAGCAAAGGAGGACUUCUCUGGCUACGACUUUGAAAACAGAUUGCAUGUCCGCAUCCAUGCUGCUCUGGCCUCUCUGCGGGAAUUGGUUCCUCAGUGACAGACCCAGCGUGCCCGCUCUGUCCCUCCCCACCCAGGGUCUGCACUUUAAAAUAAAAGCAGAAGACAAGACUCUUGUGAAGAUCGGCUUUUCUUCUGAAAAACCACCUGUGCCAGGGACACAUUUGCCCAGUUAAGCUGACAUAUUAAAGAUGUCCUCUUUUAAACAUAUAGCUAAAAAGUAAUGAUGAUGAUGAUGAUGAUCACCUGGGGAGAAGGUUAAGUGACCUUGUUCAAACAUUUUAGUUUUGCAAUUUAUUUUUAAAAUAAAAUCGAACUAAAUAUUCAACCUAUGAAAUGAUCUUGUAGGAACACCUACCUUGAGCACAUAUCUGAAUGGGUAACAUGACGAGGUAAUAAUUGUAAAAAUAUUAACAGUAUCAUGGCAUAGCAUUUAUAUUGUGUUUUGAAAAAAUAAAAGUGCUUUCUAGUGUUUACUUUAUCCUC
This is a messenger RNA of Otolemur garnettii (small-eared galago), 2298 nucleotides long. RefSeq names its product tetratricopeptide repeat domain 39C (gene TTC39C). The record is from RefSeq and is a predicted model, not a curated record. The transcript is spliced from 14 exons. Gene Ontology annotation, biological process: otolith morphogenesis; cilium assembly. Gene Ontology annotation, molecular function: protein binding. Lineage: Eukaryota; Metazoa; Chordata; Mammalia; Primates; Galagidae. The coding region runs from base 104 to 1852 and encodes 582 amino acids.